Messenger RNA from Closterium sp. Naga37s-1, 1308 nucleotides. Lineage: Eukaryota; Viridiplantae; Streptophyta; Zygnematophyceae; Desmidiales; Closteriaceae. The record is from the annotation of a GenBank genome assembly.
AUGGGGCUGCAGAUGCGCGUGCAGAGGGCAGCAGGGCGCACGGGGCGCACAAGACAGCAGGGCGCGCGUGGCGUGCAAGGCUGGCAGCAGGAAAGCAAGGCGCGCGGGGCGCGCAGGGCUGCAGGGCGCGCGGGGCGCACAGGGCAGCAGGGCAGCAGGCCGCACAGGGCUGCAGGGCAGCAGGGCGCACAGGGCUGCAGGGCAGCAGGGCGCGCGGGGCGCGCAGGGCUGCAGGGCGCGCAGGGCUGCAGGGCAGCAGGGCGCACAGGGCAGCAGGACAGCAGGGCGCGCGGGGCGCGCAGGGCUGCAGGGCGCGCGGGGCGCACAGGGCAGCAGGGCAGCAGGGCGCACAGGGCUGCAGGGCAGCAGGGCGCACAGGGCUGCAGGGCAGCAGGGCGCGCGGGGCGCGCAGGGCUGCAGGGCGCACAGGGCGCGCAGGGCAGCAGGACAGCAGGGCGCGCGGGGCGCAGUAAGGCCGCAGAGCGCGCGGGGCGCACAGGGCAGCAGGGCGCACAGGGCUGCAGGGCAGCAGGGCGCGCAGGGUACACAGGGCAGCAGGGCGCACAAGGCUGCAGGGAAGCAGGGCGCGCAGGGCUGCAGAUCCCCUCCUGCCUCCCCCUGAACCUCCAAGUCCCCCACUGGGGGGGGGGGCUGGUGCUGCAGAUCCCCUCCCCCCCACUGCUGCACCCGCAGCAGGGGGAGGUAGGAGAAGGGGGGGGGGGGGGGGGGGGGGCUGGUGCUGCAGAUCCCCUCCCCCCCCACUGCUGCACCCGCAGCAGGGGGGAGGUAGGAGAAGGGGCGGUGCAGGAGCCGCUCGGGCGACAGCAGGUCCCCUCCCCCCACUGCCGCAUCUGCAGCAGGGGGAUGGCAGAUCGCUUCCCCCCCACUGCUGCACCCGCAGCAGGGGGAGGGGGGGAAGGGGGCGGGGACGGAGCUGCGCAUGCGACUGUAGGGCACGCGGGCAGGAGGAACCCCCUCUUGCCACCCCCCACCACGUUGCAACAGGGCACCGGGGCCGUGGUUAGGGGCGGCAGGUCGCGAGGGGCCAUGGCUAGGGGCGACGGGGCCAUGGCUAGGGACGGGGCCGGGCGCUGGGCAAGUACGGGGCCGGGUGCUGGGCUAGGGACGGGGCCGGAUGCUGGGCAGGUAUGGGGCCGGGCGUUGGGCAGGUACGGGGCCGGGCGCUGGGCAGGUACGGGGCCGGGCGCUGGGCAGGUAUGGGGCCGGGCGCUGGGCAGGUACGGGGCCGCGCGCUGGGCAGGUACGGGGCCGGACGCUGGGCGCGAAACGGGGCCGGGCGCGGGCUAG